AUGCUUUCUUAUCUAUCUAUCUCUCUCUCUCUCUCUCUCUCUCUCUCUCUAUCUAUCUCAUUCUGUUCGUAUCUAUCUCAAUCAUUUCAUAUCUAUCUAUCUAUCUAUCUAUCUAUUAUCUCAGUCGCUUCAUGUCUCGCUAUCUAUCUAUCUAUCUAUCUAUCUAUCUAUCUAUCACAUUCUGUAUGUUUGUGUGUGUAUAUAUAUGUCUCUCUCUCUCUCUCUCUCUCUCUCUAUCUAUCUAUCUAUCUAUCUAUCUAUCUGUUCGUAUCUAUCUCAAUCUUUUCAUAUCUAUCUAUCUAUCUAUCUAUCUAUCUAUCUAUCUAUCUAUCUAUCUAUCUCAGUCCUUCAUGUCUCUCGCCUAUCUAUCUAUCUAUCUAUCUAUCUAUCUAUCUAUUCUACAGACUCGCCUUCUUGUCUUGCUGCAUUAUUCCACUCUUCUCUCUCUCUCUCUCUCUCUCUCUCUAUCGUACUAUCUUUUUCGCUUUCUUCUCUGCUUUUGUCGAUCCCGCUCCUAGUUUUUACUUUUCUUUCUCAUCUGCUUCAUCCAUUACUCCUACUUUUUCUCCUCCCUCCAUUCUUCUCAUUAUUUAUUGUCUCGCCUUCUUCUUCUUCUUCUUCUUCUUCUUCUUCUUCUUCUUCUUCUUCUUCUUCUACCUCCUAUUUUUUUCAUAG
This is a messenger RNA of Acanthosepion pharaonis, 675 nucleotides long. The record is from the annotation of a GenBank genome assembly. Lineage: Eukaryota; Metazoa; Mollusca; Cephalopoda; Sepiida; Sepiidae.